This is a messenger RNA of Vicia faba (fava bean), 1620 nucleotides long. The record is from the annotation of a GenBank genome assembly. NCBI's taxonomy places the organism in Eukaryota, Viridiplantae, Streptophyta, Magnoliopsida, Fabales, Fabaceae.
AUGCAGAAAUUGCUACAACGUCCAACUUGUUCACUCCCAAUCCCUAUUCUAUCUUCUUCUUCUUCUUCUCAUAACCCUCUCUUUCUUCAUCUUCCAACAGCAACAAUGACUACAAAGACAACAACACCAAACAGCAAUAACACUACUCUGCUUCUCAAACAUUCCUCUUCUCGUUACUCCAACCCCUCCUAUCUCCGCACAUCUUUCUCUCCAACUCUAACCCUAACACCCACCAAAACCCUUCUUAACCGCUCUCUUUAUUCAAAUUCCUCUUUACAUCAUUCAUCCUCCCACUCUACAACUAGGGAAGACCCUUCUUCUUCCUCUUCCUCUACCACCGCCUUCAGACUAAAUAGGAGGCAAAAGGUUUCUUCUUCUUCUCCAUCCUCUAAUCCUGAUUUGUUGGCUAUUCCCGGUGUGGGUCCCAGAAAUUUCAGAAAACUCCUCAACAAAGGUAUCCAAGGUGUCGCCCAACUCAAACAACUCUACAAAGAUAAGUUCUUUGGCAAAUCUACUGACCACAUGGUGGAGUAUCUACAGAGUUCUGUUGGAAUUAUCCACAAGAACCAUGCUGAAAGUAUAACUACUUUCAUUAAAAAGAGUGUCGAUGAAGAAAUAGAUGAUAAUUCCUCUGGGAAGCAAUCUUCGCAGAAGAAGCGACUUACUUUCUGUGUCGAGGGUAACAUCAGUGUUGGUAAGACUACUUUUCUUCAGAGAAUAGCUAAUGAAACUAUUGAACUCAGGGAUCUCGUCGAGGUCGUUCCUGAACCCAUUGGUAAGUGGCAGGAUGUUGGACCUGACCACUUCAAUAUACUCGAUGCUUUUUAUGCUGAGCCUGAGAGGUAUGCCUACACCUUUCAGAACUAUGUAUUUGUUACUAGGGUCAUGCAAGAAAGAGAGUCUUCUGCUGGAAUCAAGCCUCUUCGAUUGAUGGAGAGAAGUGUUUUUAGUGACAGGAUGGUUUUUGUACGAGCUGUUCAUGAAGCCAAGUGGAUGAAUGAGAUGGAGAUCAGUAUUUAUGAUUCUUGGUUUGAUCCUGUCGUCUCUACUUUGCCUGGCCUCAUUCCUGAUGGUUUUAUCUAUUUAAGAGCAAGUCCUGAUACUUGCCAUCAAAGAAUGAAGUCAAGGAAGAGAGAAGAAGAAGGUGGAGUCAGCCUAGAGUAUCUGCGCGACCUCCACGAAAAGCAUGAGAGCUGGUUAUUCCCCUCUCAAAGUGGUAAUCAUGGAGUAUUAUCUAUCAACAAGCUUCCCCGUCAUGUCGACAACUCUUUACACCCUGAUAUAAGAGACCGUGUAUUUUAUCUCGAGGGUGACCACAUGCAUUCCAGCAUUCAGAAGGUUCCUGCAUUGAUUCUGGACUGUGAACCCAAUAUUGAUUUCACCAAGGAUAUUGAAGCCAAGAGGGAAUAUGCACGCCAAGUUGCAGAGUUUUUUGAAUUUGUCAAGAAACAGCAAGUUCUAUCUGAGGAAGCUGUUGCAGGUGGUAAAAAUAGCCAGGGCCAUCCACAACAGGUGAUGCUGCCUCAUGAAGGUGACCUGUGGCUACCAGGUGGAAAGCCUUUCCCCCGAACAGCCUUGGACUUCAGACGGGCAAUGUCCAUUAUGUCUGGUAGUGGCUGA